ACUAGUCUCUAUUUUGAAAUGCCGUUACUCAAAAAACCUUGCACGACUCUUGUUUCCCUCCUCAUUUCCCCGCCGCCAUACAGUGACAUAAACUGAACAACUGGUACAAUUCCCAGUGAUCCACUGAUGCUAUAAUGAAAACUCAGGGACCCAAGUCACUCCUAGCUCUCAUAGAAACCUGCACAAGCCUUAAUCAACUGAAGCAAAUCCAUGCCAAAUCUAUAAUCUCAGGCCUUUCCUACAACCAUUUCAUCCUCACCCAAAUCGCCAAUUCCUUCCUGUUCCCUCAGUCUCUGAACUACGCCACACGCAUCUUGGUUCAAACCCAAGAGCCAAGCAUCUUCAUUUACAAUUCCAUGAUCAAAGCAUAUUCUCAAUCAGAAACCCCAUUUGUUGCUUUAUCAAUGUAUAACAAUAUGAGGGUACGCGAAAAUGCGGUUGGCGACCAGUUCACGUACCCUUUUGUGUUCAAAGCUUGUGCUAGUGAAUUGGCUGUGGAGAAAGGGAGGGAGGUUCAUGGUGUGGUUGUUAGAAUUGGGUUUGAUUCGGAUAGGUUUUUGUGUAGUUCUUUGCUAAACUUUUAUGGGGUUUGCGGAAAAAUUGAGAGUGCAAGGCAGGUGUUUGAUGAAUUUAAGGCGAAGGAUGUUGUUUUCUGGAAUGCCAUGAUAAUGGGUUAUGCGCGAAAUGGGAUGGCUUUGGAAGCUUGUGAGGUUUUUAGGGAGAUGGUGAAAGUGGGAGAGGUUGAGGCCAAUGAAGGCGCGAUUUUGGCAUUGAUAUCGGCUUGCACGGUAUCGAAAAACUUGAAACUUGGGAGAGAAAUUCAUGGGUAUGUGAGAAAAGAGGUAACUUUUGGGUUAAGUGUGAAACUGGGAGCUGCAAUGGUUGACUUGUAUGCAAAAUGUGGCUGUUUAGAUUAUGCAAAGAGAGUGUUUGAGGGAAUGCCUGAGAAGAAUUCUGUGGUGUGGAACUCAUUGAUAAGUGGUUAUUCCCUUAAUGGGUUUUCGAGGGAAGCAAUUGAUCUUUUCAAGGAUAUGUGUUUUUGGGAUGUUAAGCCUGAUAGGUACACAAUUUCAGGCUUGUUGUCUGCUUGUGCCCAAACCGGAGCUAUUAAUCUUGGGAAUUGGGUUCGGAAAUUUGCAGAGAAGAAUGGACUUUGGGACGAGUUCAUCGGGACCUCUUUGGUAGACCUGUAUGCAAAAUGCGGUUCUAUUGAAGCAGCUAGAGAAGUGUUUGAUCAAAUGGAUAAAAAAACUGUUGCAACAUGGAACACUAUUCUCUCUGGAUAUGCGUCAAAUGGGCAGGCUGGAUCUGCAAUAGAGCUCUUUGACGAGAUGAGAAAAUCAGGUGCUAUUCCGGAUAGCAUAACCUUUCUUUCGAUUUUACAUGCUUGUGCUCAUGCUGGUUUGGUUGAAAUAGGCAAGCAAUACUUUGAUUCGAUGGUGAAAAAUGAUAAGAUCACCCCAAAAGUUGAGCAUUAUGGUUGCAUGGUUGAUCUUCUUGGCCGUGCUGCACUUCUAAAAGAAGCAAGGGAGCUCAUUGAGAGGAUGGAUAUUGAACCAAAUGUAAUUGUGUGGGGAUCACUGUUUAAUGCUUGUAGCAUUCAUGGUGAUAUUGAGGUGGGAGAGUGGGCAGCUGACCAUAUUUUCAACUUAGAAGCAAUGGAUGGGGGUUCCUACGUGUUGUUAGCAAAUAUGUAUGCUGCAGCUGGAAGGUUUGACAGGGUUGAAGCAGUUAGACAGGCAAUGGUUGACGCAAGUUUUUGCAAGCUACCUGGAUGUAGCAUGAUUGAGAUUGGUGAUGUAGUUCAUGAGUUUCUUGUUGCUGACAAGACACACCCUAAAUCAGAAGAGAUCUACUCGGUGUUGGAUGAAUUAAGCGACAAGCUCAAGACGGCGACAGGCUCCAUGCACUUGCCUGCUUUAGCUGGAGAGCAUUUGGAAAGUAGCUGAGGGACAACCAUUUCUCGGUGAAAUUUUGUGAAAUUGGGUAAGGGACAAGGGAAGUGAGGGGAGCAGUUUGUGAAAUUGGGUAAGGGACAAGGGAAGUGAGUGUGAAAUUGGUUUGCAUAUUCCAGAUUGUGGGGCGACAGACGCAGAAUAUCACAGAAAUGAUUUGGAGAUUUAUUUGAAGAUGGCCUUCUAAUUCUUCUUCAUGGAACAUGCUGGUAUGACCGGAUAAUUUUAGUAUCAUUCACACUGUUGAAGUUUAAGCCAGCUUCUUAUGUCUUCACUCAAUUUGAAACAUCUCCCGAGUCGACCGGAGUAAUUUUAAAAAUAAAAAAAAACCUUCAGAACAUGUUACCGAUGAUUUUAUCAGUUGUUAUUUAUAUUUCUUUUCUGUAAUAAUUUUAAGCCUGUAUACUUAUUUAAAGUUGUACAACAUCUUAAUGAGCCUAAAAUUAUUGUACGUCAACUGGACCCAUGAGUUUUGCUACUCUCGGAGGUUUUGGAAAAAACUUGUGAACAAAUUUGGAAA
This is a messenger RNA of Prunus persica (peach), 2475 nucleotides long. Its product is annotated as pentatricopeptide repeat-containing protein At1g08070, chloroplastic. Gene Ontology annotation, molecular function: protein binding; RNA binding. The coding region runs from base 135 to 1949 and encodes 604 amino acids. Lineage: Eukaryota; Viridiplantae; Streptophyta; Magnoliopsida; Rosales; Rosaceae. The transcript has 3 exons. Gene Ontology annotation, biological process: RNA modification. The record is from RefSeq and is a predicted model, not a curated record.